UUUUCUCUUGUUCCUAAUUUGGCCAUCAUCCCAAUGCCAAAUCUAAAUCACAAUCAUCCCAUGUGACACACACACACACUUUUGCUUAAUUGCUUCAUUCAAACUCUCUUCAUUCAUUCAAAAUCCCAAUAUCCCAUCUAACCCAGAUAUUUUCUUUAUAUAUCUUCCUGUCUUUUUCCACUUUAUCUGUCUCCUUUCAAAGUAUCAUUUGGUAUAUGAUCUCUUUGAUUCUCUUUUGUGGCCUCAUAUAUCUUCCACACCCAGAUUUUCUUUCAUCUUAUUAUCAAUUAAUCUCUUCAUUUUCCCACUUGUCCAUUUCUUCAAUCCUUUAGUGCUCUGAAAUUGGAGGUAGUGGUAGACUGGAGAAAGAAAAAAAAAAGACUAGGAAUUUGAAAUGGCUGAUGAUAAGGUUGAGUCUAAUGGGAGUGGCAAAGAUGGUGUUUCUGAUAUUGUUUCUGCAGCAAAGGUUGCUGCAGUGGCACAUCCAUUAGCUGAAAAAGCUGAAGAGAUUGCUUCCAAUAUCAGUUACCAUGCUCAGUUCAGUCCUCAUUUUUCCCCUCUCAAGUUUGAGCUAGAGCAAGCUUACUAUGCCACUGCUGAGAGUGUUCGAGAUCGUCUCAUAAGGCAAUGGAAUGAAACAUACCUUCAUUUUCACAAAGUUGAUCCCAAGCAAACUUACUACCUGUCAAUGGAGUUCCUUCAAGGCCGAGCUUUGACCAAUGCCAUUGGAAAUCUGAAUAUCCAAGAUGCAUAUGCUGAUGCUUUGCGCAAAUUUGGACUCAAGCUUGAAGAAAUCACAGAGCAGGAGAAGGAUGCUGCACUAGGAAAUGGUGGUCUCGGUAGGCUUGCUUCAUGUUUUCUGGAUUCAAUGGCAACACUAAAUUUACCUUCUUGGGGGUAUGGUUUGAGAUAUCGAUACGGGCUAUUUAAGCAGAGAAUCACCAGGGAAGGCCAGGAGGAAGUUGCAGAGGACUGGCUUGAGAAAUUUAGCCCAUGGGAAGUUGUGAGGCAUGACAUUUUGUACCCUAUUAGAUUCUUCGGUCAUGUUGAGGUUAAUCCUAAUGGAAGUCGAAAAUGGGUUGGAGGAGAGGUUGUGCAAGCACUGGCUUAUGACGUGCCAAUUCCGGGAUACCAAACCAAAAACACCAUCAGUCUUCGCCUCUGGGAAGCAAAAGCAUGUGCUGAAGAUUUUAAUUUAUUUUUAUUUAAUGAUGGACAACAUGAAUCUGCUUCUAUGCUUCACUCGCGAGCUCAACAGAUUUGUGCGGUUUUAUAUCCCGGUGAUGCCACGGAAGAUGGAAAACUUUUACGGCUGAAGCAGCAAUUCUUUCUCUGCAGUGCUUCACUACAAGACAUAAUUGCCCGUUUUAAGGAGCGAAGACAAGGGAAGGGACCAUGGAACUGGGCCGAAUUCCCAACAAAGGUUGCUGUACAAUUGAAUGAUACUCACCCUACCCUUGCAAUACCUGAGCUGAUGCGAUUACUUGUGGAUGAUGAAGGACUUGGAUGGGAUGAAGCAUGGGAUGUGACAUCAAAAACUAUUGCUUACACCAAUCAUACUGUCCUACCCGAGGCACUGGAAAAAUGGUCUCAGCCUGUAAUGUGGAAACUGCUUCCUCGUCAUAUGGAAAUCAUAACCGAAAUAGACAAGAGAUUCACUGCGAUGAUAACUUCCACACGGUUCGACCUUGAGAGCGAGCUUUCCAACAUGCGCAUAUUGGAUAAUAAUCCCCAGAAGCCAGUAGUUCGGAUGGCUAAUUUGUGUGUGGUUUCUUCUCAUGCAGUGAAUGGCGUUGCCCAGUUACACAGCGACAUAUUAAAGGCGGAAUUAUUUGCAAAUUAUGUCUCUAUAUGGCCAACAAAGUUCCAAAAUAAAACCAAUGGCAUUACACCUCGAAGAUGGCUCCGCUUUUGUAGCCCUGAGCUAAGCAGUAUCAUCACUAAAUGGUUGAAAACCGAUGAAUGGGUGACCAAUCUUGAUUUACUAACAGGUCUUCGACAGUUUGCUGACAAUGAAGAUCUACAAGCUGAAUGGCUUUCUGCAAAGAGGGCCAAUAAGCUGCGGUUGGCACAGUACAUUCUGCAGGUUACAGGGGAGAGUAUCGACCCGGAUACACUAUUCGACAUUCAAGUCAAGCGUAUCCAUGAAUAUAAGAGGCAGCUACUAAACAUUCUUGGUGUGAUUUAUAGAUACAAGAAAUUGAAGGAAAUGAGCCCCGAAGAACGGAAAAAAACAACUCCCCGCACCGUGAUGAUUGGAGGAAAGGCAUUUGCAACAUACACGAAUGCUAAAAGAAUAGUCAAGCUAGUGAAUGAUGUUGGUUCUGUCGUAAACACUGAUCCUGAGGUCAAUAGCUACUUGAAGGUUGUGUUUGUUCCUAAUUACAAUGUGUCCGUGGCGGAGAUGCUGAUUCCGGGGAGUGAACUAUCUCAGCAUAUUAGCACUGCAGGCAUGGAAGCAAGUGGAACAAGCAACAUGAAAUUUGCUUUGAAUGGUUGCCUUAUAAUAGGCACAUUAGAUGGAGCCAAUGUGGAAAUCCGGGAGGAGAUUGGUGAAGAAAAUUUCUUCCUCUUCGGUGCAACUGCCGAAGAAGUCCCACAAUUGAGGAAGGAUAGAGAGAAUGGCCUGUUCAAACCUGAUCCUCGAUUCGAAGAGGCAAAGAAGUUCAUUCGAAGUGGAGUUUUCGGAAGGUAUGACUAUAACCCUCUGCUAGAGUCGUUGGAAGGAAAUACCGGUUAUGGUCGCGGAGAUUACUUUCUUGUUGGUCAUGACUUCCCAAGCUACAUGGAUGCUCAAGAAAAAGUAGAUAAAGCAUAUUGUGAUAGAAAAAGGUGGCUAAAAAUGUCCAUUUUAAGCACUGCUGGGAGUGGAAAAUUCAGCAGUGACCGUACAAUUGCUCAGUAUGCAAAGGAAAUUUGGAACAUUGAAGAGUGCCGUGUGCCAUAAUUUUCUCUCAUGCAUUUUAUUGUCUUUGUAUAGCACAGAAACAGAGUUUAUAAAUAAGUGACGGAAGAAAAAACAAUAAUUUAAUUUACUUUUAAAAUAAGAGAUUUUAGCACUCUAUUCUGUAAGUUAUAGCAGUUUUUCUGUUUUAUUCUUGUGUUCAAUGCCUUUAGACCCAAUUUGCUUGUGACAUAUGGAUCCUUCUAUAUGCAAAUAUUUUGUUUAAUCUAAUAUAAUAUCCUUUUUUUU
Arachis duranensis is the source of this 3193-nucleotide messenger RNA. RefSeq names its product alpha-glucan phosphorylase, H isozyme. Bases 395 to 2947 code for a protein of 850 amino acids. Gene Ontology annotation, molecular function: glycogen phosphorylase activity; pyridoxal phosphate binding. Gene Ontology annotation, biological process: glycogen catabolic process. The transcript is spliced from 16 exons. Lineage: Eukaryota; Viridiplantae; Streptophyta; Magnoliopsida; Fabales; Fabaceae. Gene Ontology annotation, cellular component: cytoplasm. The record is from RefSeq and is a predicted model, not a curated record.